Messenger RNA from Penicillium subrubescens, 714 nucleotides. RefSeq names its product germin family protein. NCBI's taxonomy places the organism in Eukaryota, Fungi, Ascomycota, Eurotiomycetes, Eurotiales, Aspergillaceae. The coding region runs from base 1 to 714 and encodes 237 amino acids. The transcript is spliced from 3 exons. Gene Ontology annotation, cellular component: cell wall. The record is from RefSeq and is a predicted model, not a curated record. Gene Ontology annotation, molecular function: manganese ion binding.
AUGCUUUCCAAAUUUGCCUUCAGCUCCGUCCUUGCCCUUGCUCUCGUUCAGGCUCGUCCAACGGAGGCAGCACCUCACGCGAUGCUCGGCCGAUCAACGGCCGAACCAAGCUUGACGACUCAGUUGCGACUGGCAGAUACCGCUGCCGACCGCUAUGCGCUCCUGCCAACGGAUGAAGAUUUUGUCUAUGACUUCAGCAAAAACCCUGCACUUCCAUUGGCCGACGGCGAGAGCUUCCCGGCCCUUGUUGGUACUGGCUUAUCCUUCAGUUAUUCGCAGUUGCCAGGAUGCGGUAUGACCUUUGUCCAUCUUCAUCCUCGCGCUACCGAGAUCUUCGCCAUCGCCUCUGGCCGUAUACACUCCGAAAUGGUACCCGAGGGAGGUAUCGUUGACUCCAAGGGUAAUCAACGAGUUAUCAAAGCAGAAAUUGGCCCGGGCAUGAUGACCAUCUAUCCGGCCGGUUCAUUCCACACCCAGGUGAAUCCGGACUGUGAGGCUGCCAAUUUCACCGCAGCUUUCAACUCGGAGGACACUGGAAUGUCUUUGGUCGCGGACCAGACCUUUGCCUUUAGCGAUGAUAUUAUCGCGAGAACAUUCGGAAAGUCUAUUGCGGGUGAGGAUAUUGAUAAAGUGAGACAUGCUAUUCCUAAUGAUUUGUUGAUCAUGGUCGAGGAGUGCUUGGCCAAGUGUGGUAAACAGAAGCGUCAAGUGUGA